GUUGUUGUUACAGCGCUGAAGCUUUAACGGGGAGCGAUGGCGGAUACCGUAGCGGAUACGAGGAGACUAUACACCAAACCGCAGAACCUCAGCGAUGCAUACGGACCGCCGAGUAACUUUCUAGAGAUCGACGUCGGCAACCCCGAGACGGUCGGCGUCGGUCGAGGGAGAUUCACUACAUAUGAAAUCAGGCUGAAGACAAACCUUCCCAUCUUCAAGCUGAAAGAGUCGUGCGUCAGGAGGAGGUACAGCGACUUUGAGUGGCUGAGAGGAGAGCUGGAGAGAGAGAGCAAGGUGGUUGUCCCCCCUCUGCCUGGGAAAGCUCUAUUUAGGCAGCUCCCAUUCCGCGGGGACGACGGCAUCUUUGAUGAUUCGUUCAUCGAGGAGCGGCGGCAAGGCCUAGAGCAGUUCCUCAAUAAAGUGGCUGGCCAUCCACUGGCUCAGAAUGAGCGUUGCCUGCACAUGUUUCUUCAGGAUGAAUCAGUGGAUAAAAACUACACCCCCUCCAAAGUGAGACAAGCCUGAACUGCCUACACUAGAACUCGCCACACAUUUGGAAUAAGGCUCAAUCACCCAGAACUCUUCCCCUGGAAGGAAAAACAGCCCAUCUAAAUCGUUCACUCAACAUACUGCAUACUGUCCUGAGCAAGAAAUGUCUUUGAUGCUGAAACUUACAACAGAAAAAACAAACCUUGAAACAUCUCACCAUCAGACUUACUAUACAGUGAAUUCCCAACGUCCUUUUAUGUGAUCAGUGCUCACUGCUCCAGCAAAUCACUGUUCUCUUUUCGUGCUCUGAUUGCUGAUCAAGUAAAAUACUGUCGCUCACUCAGAAUCAGAUCAAAGACAUCAUGAAUGGCAUCUUUAUGUGUAACAAUUGUGGUUAUUUAUGAUAGUUUUGUGUCUGCAAGCACCACUAACAGAUUUUUAUGUAGCUCAGGAUAUGUAUCUUCACAAAAAACAUGAAACGAAAUUGAACCAAAAAAUAUAUAUAUAUGCAUUUAUACAAACAAUAUUUACUGGUGUUAGAUUAAAUCCUACUGAGUUUGCUUUAACUGAAAUAACUCUAAGAGUAGAUUUAACUCUGUAGGAGUUACUUUAACGCAGGUGAUUACAUUUGUUUUUUUUCCUGAUACACACACUUGCACUGCUCUUAACUCUGAAGAACACAAACCGCAACUAGUCCUUCUCUCACAGGGCAGAACUCACUUCAGUGACGCAUUUUUGUUGUGAAGCGUUUGAAUAUGCGACGUGUGUAUGUAACAGCCAGCACUUGCCGAGCCUCAGUAUGAUUGUGUUUUGUUUUUUCUUUUUUUUUCCUUCCUUCCUUCUGAUUGAAGCACAUGAACGCAGAAGGCUGUGGUCGGCGCAUGUUUUCAGAUUUGUAUACUGCUGUGCCAUUAUUUGUUUGUUUCUGAAGAUUUUCCAAUAAAACUGGUCACACACAGA
Colossoma macropomum (tambaqui) is the source of this 1449-nucleotide messenger RNA. RefSeq names its product sorting nexin 3 (gene snx3). Gene Ontology annotation, biological process: late endosome to Golgi transport; endocytic recycling. Lineage: Eukaryota; Metazoa; Chordata; Actinopteri; Characiformes; Serrasalmidae. The coding region runs from base 37 to 525 and encodes 162 amino acids. Gene Ontology annotation, cellular component: retromer complex; early endosome membrane. The transcript is spliced from 4 exons. Gene Ontology annotation, molecular function: phosphatidylinositol-3-phosphate binding. The record is from RefSeq and is a predicted model, not a curated record.